AUGGCCACGUUUGUCUGCAGGGUUCAGUUUUUAGAUGACACCGAUCCGUUCAACAGCACGAAUUUCCCAGAACCGACGAGACCACCGCUGUAUACCUUCAGGGAGGAUAUCCCACUCAUCAACCAGUUAGCAGGCAUCCACCGGCUCCUCAAAGCGCCGCACAAGCUUGACGACUGCACGCUGCAGCUCUCCCACAAUGGCACCUAUCUGGAUCUGGAGUCCUCUCUGGCCGAGCAAAAGGACGAACUGGAGGGCUUCCAGCAGGAUGACACAGGGUCCAGAGGGAAGAAGCACAGUGUUAUUCUUCGGACCCAGCUGACCGUCCGUGUACACGCCUGCAUCGAAAGACUGUAUAACUCCAACGGACGUGACUUGAGAAGGGCUCUGUUCUCUCUAAAGCAAAUUUUUCAGGAUGACAAAGAUCUGGUCCAUGAGUUUGUGAUGGCUGAAGGUCUGACGUGUCUCAUCAAGGUGGGAGCAGAGGCUGACCAGAACUACCAGAACUACAUAUUAAGAGCACUGGGGCAGAUCAUGCUGUACGUAGACGGGAUGAACGGUGUCAUCGGGCACGCUGAGACGAUCCAGUGGCUGUACACGCUUGUUGGUUCAAAGUUCCGACUGGUGGUGAAAACAACUCUGAAGCUGUUGUUGGUGUUUGUGGAGUACUCCGAGUCCAACGCCCCACUGCUGAUAGAUGCCAUCACCUCCGUGGACGCCAAGAGAGGAUGCAAGCCGUGGUCCAAUACGAUGGAGAUCUUGCAUGAGAAGGAUGGAGUGGACACGGAGCUGUUAGUCUAUGCCAUGACACUCAUCAAUAAGACACUUGCAGCGCUGCCUGAUCAGGACUCGUUUUACGAUAUGGUGGAUGGUCUGGAGGAACAGGGCAUGGAGACAGUGUCCCAAAGACAUCUGGGCCGGAAAGGCACCGAUCUGGACUUGGUCGAGCAGCUCAACAUCUAUGAGAUGACCCUACGGCAUGAAGACGGCGACGAUGACAGCCAGCCUCCACCAAUGGGACGCCGGGACCGCCGACGAGUCAGCCUAGGAGGUGGGGACAAAAAGCGUGGCCUGGAGAGAAGGCGGAGCCGCAGGGCCUCUCUUGGGCGAUCCGGUCACGCCUCUCCCUGCAGCCCUGAGUCCCCACAAAGAGCUGGCUUCCAGCCUUUCAAUGGACAGAGAGCUGAGGACAUGAGCGAGAGGAAUGGAGGUCUCAGUUCCUACUCGUCUCUCAGCAGCCCGAGUACGCCCACCAGCUCCAGGCCUGCUUUGGGAGGUCUUCUGUCGUCCUCGUACCGACAACAUCAGGAAUCUCUGGCGGCUGAGCGAGAGCGCCGCCGCGUGGAGAGAGAGGAGAGACUGCAGAGGAUAGAGAGAGAGGAGAGGAACAAACACAGCCGCGACUAUGUGGAUAAAAUGGAAGAGGCCAGGCUCGCACGGGAGGAGAGGUAUAAGAACGUGGAGCGUCUGGCAGCGGAGGAGUUCGAAAGGGAGCACGUCCGCGUGUCAAGGACUCGCCCCGACCUCAACCUGACCUUUGAGCCUUCGGAGGCCUGGCCCUCGUCAUCUCGCAGCAGCACCCCAUCCUCCUUCGCCUCCCAGGAGGACACAGAGGCUGACCUUGAAGCCCAGACCCCCGCCACCCCUUACACACCCUCUGAGACUGGAGAGGCGGAUGACUCCAGUGCCAGUGUAGAAACAGAGGAAAAAGAGGCCACUGGUGAAGAGGAGGAAGAACAGAAAGAGGAGGAAGCGCCAGAGGAAGUACAGGAGGAAGUAGGGGAGGAAGCAGCAGCAGAAAAGGAAGAGGAAGGAGAAGAGUGUGAGCAGGAACCAGAGAAGGAGAAAGAGGAGGCGGAGGAGGACAGCGGCAUCCUGAGCGACAAAGAGCGACAGAAUGAGGAAGUGAAUGAGAAGGACAACUGCUCGGCCUCCAGCAUCUCCUCCGCCAGCAGCACUCUGGAGAGAGAGGAGAGGGGGAGCAGUGAGAAUGGCCUUAAGGAGGCAGAGGUAAACGAGCAGUGCAGCAAACUCCUCAACAGCAAGCUCUUCAUGCUGGACAUGCUGUACUCCCAGAACAAGAAGCCCAGUGAUGAGGAGGAAGAGGAGGAGGAUGUGGAGAAGGAGAAGGAAAAAGGAGAGGGGGAGGACAAAGAGGCGCUGGAGGAUGCUGACGUGCAACCGGACGACAACCAGGAGAGCGACCGCAAGGCUGACAGGACAGAGCACCAUGGGACCAUCCGACCGUUCGCCGAGCGGUUUGGAGACUUGAUCAAGGACCUCGGUUCGCCCCACCCUCACCCGGAUGUCCCAGCCAACGAGCCCCCUCCUCCUCCACCCAAAAAGGAAUCAGAUACGAUCUGGGACCAGCUCCUGGCCAGCCCUCGAGAGCUGCGCAUCGGGGACAUUAACUUCACCGACCUGACGGAGGAAGACGACAAGGACAUUCUGGAUGCUGUUUUGAUGGGAGGAUGCGGUGACCUCCCGCCCCCACCGCCUCCUCCACCCUGUAUACCCUGCUUCCCACCACCUCCACCCAUGCUAGGCAGCUGCCCCCCACCCCCUCCACUGAUUGGAAUUAUGAGGCCUCCUCCUCCCCCUUCCUUCAGUGCCCCAAUUCCAGUGCCUCCUCCUCCAGAGCCUCCACUCUUCAACAAGAAGAAGAAGACAAUACGGCUCUUCUGGAGUGAGGUGCGUCCGACAGACUCUCAGUACAGGGACUACAAACGGAGCGGAGACUCGCUCUGGUCCAAACUGGAUCCAGUGAAAAUUGACACAGCCAAACUGGAACACCUGUUUGAGUCGAAAUCAAAGGAAAUGCCAGUUACAAAGAAAACAGCAGCAGACGGCAAGCGUCAGGAGAUCAUCGUUUUGGAUUCAAAGAGGAGUAACACCAUCAACAUCGGUCUGACGGUGCUGCCUCCUCCUCGCACUAUCAAGACGGCCAUCCUUAACUUUGACGAGUACGCACUCAACAAGGAGGGCAUAGAGAAAAUCCUGACGAUGAUCCCCACAGAGGAGGAGAAGCAAAAGAUCCAGGAGGCACAGCUGGCCAACCCUGAUGUCCCACUGGGCUCAGCAGAGCAGUUCCUCCUCACUCUGUCCUCCAUCAGCGAGCUCUCUGCCCGACUCCAACUCUGGGCCUUCAAGUUGGACUAUGAGGCAACCCAGAAGGAAGUUGCAGAGCCUCUGCAGGAUCUGAAGGAGGGUAUGGAACAGCUGGAGAAGAACAAAACUCUCCGCUACAUCCUCUCCACACUGCUCUCUAUGGGAAACUUUCUCAAUGGCACCAAUGCGAAAGGCUUCGAGCUGACAUAUUUGGAGAAGGUUCCAGAGGUGAAGGACACGGUUCAUAAGCAGUCGCUGCUGCAUCACGCCUGCUCUGUGGUGGUGGAGAACUUCCCUCAGAGCACCGACCUCUACUCCGAGAUUGGAGCCAUCACGCGAUCUGCAAAGGUGGAUUUCGACCAGCUGCAGGAGAACCUGUGUCAGAUGGAGCGGCGCUGCAAAGCAUCAUGGGACCACCUGAAGGUGAUCGCCAAGCAUGAGAUGAAGCCCCAGCUGAAGCAGAAGAUGUCUGACUUUCUCAAAGACUGAGCCGAGAGGAUUAUCAUCCUCAAGAUUGUUCACCGCAGGAUCAUCAACAGGUUCCACUCAUUCCUGUUGUUCCUCGGUCAUCCGGCUUACAGUGUGAGAGAGAUCAGCGUCCACAGGUUCAGUAAAAUCAUGAGUGAGUUUGCACUGGAGUACCGAACCACCCGAGACCGCGUGCUGCAACAGAAACAGAA
Molecule: messenger RNA, 3785 nt
Organism: Epinephelus lanceolatus (giant grouper)
Lineage: Eukaryota; Metazoa; Chordata; Actinopteri; Perciformes; Serranidae
Source: RefSeq, a predicted model, not a curated record